AGGUGGAGUAUCUGCUGGAUUCGGAGGACACGUUGGCGGCUUAUGUGCGGAAGAGUAGUGGUCAUGAGCCGACGGCAGGGCCAUCGCAGGAGGCGGAGGAGAAGCGGGUGAUCGAUGGUUUGGUGAGUAUGGCCGGUCGAGACGGGGCAAUAUCGAUCAUUCAAGGAUACGAAAAAAUGAAGGGUAAACUGACGGAAAUGAUCGCGAAAAAGGCCGCAAAUAACAGUACGGUGACGGAGGAGGAUGUGAAGAGAGUGUUUAAUGAGCUGCGAGGCGAACGCAAGAGACCGAGG
This is a messenger RNA of Anisakis simplex (herring worm), 293 nucleotides long. The record is from the annotation of a GenBank genome assembly. NCBI's taxonomy places the organism in Eukaryota, Metazoa, Nematoda, Chromadorea, Rhabditida, Anisakidae.